CUUUGCUAAUUACUCGACUACUUUGUAAGCGCAUACGGUCGCCCUCCUGUUUGCCUGCCUGCCCGUUAGCCUGCCAACAAUUACAAAAAAAUAAACAACAACAAACAAACAAGCCACUAAUAUAAAUAGUCAGCAAAUAACUACUCAAACAACAAAAGCAACAACAACAACAAGAAGAAGAACAGCAACCGACUUAGCAGCGUUUCAAUCAAUUCAAUUCAAUUCAACCAUCAAUUCAUCUCUAUUCAUAGCAAAAUACUCGACAGUACACUCGAACGCAGUCUGUCGACGUCAUCUUCGUCGCUGCCGUCGGCAAUUUGUCAACAUAUUCACACACACACUCUCACAUAAAUACAUAUUUAAGCGCAUAUAUUAUUUGUUGUAGUGAGUGCAGCGGAUCUCUACUCUAAGUUGAUUUGGUGCACCUUUGGCUUCAACAAACGUUAGUCAGUUUCUUCGCGCACAGUUCGUCGUUUAACGUGCAAUGGCAACAUGGACAACGAGCAGCCACAUCAGGAAUUAGUCAAGUGCGUUCUGGUCGGUGAUACUGCCGUGGGCAAGACGCGUUUAAUUUGCGCACGCGCAUGCAAUAAACAUGUUUCGCUGUCACAGUUGCUGUCAACACAUGUGCCCACUGUUUGGGCUAUCGAUCAGUAUAGAAUCUACAAGGAUGUACUGGAACGUUCCUGGGAGGUAGUGGAUGGCGUAAACGUAUCGUUACGUCUCUGGGACACAUUUGGUGAUCAUGACAAGGAUCGCAGAUUUGCUUAUGGACGAUCGGAUGUCGUACUACUAUGCUUCUCUAUUGCCAGCCCCAUAUCGUUACGCAAUUGCAAAGCAAUGUGGUAUCCGGAGAUACGUCGCUUCUGCCCAGAUGUGCCUGUCAUCUUGGUGGGCUGCAAAAAUGAUUUGCGUUAUAUGUAUCGUGAUGAAACGUAUCUCUCGUACUUUGGCGAACGAAGUACCUUCGUACGCGCGGCACUAAAAAGUGACCUCGUCAUGCCGGAUGAAGCGCGUGCUGUUGCGAAGGAACUGGGCGUUGCCUACUACGAGACAAGUGUCUUCACAUAUUUCGGUGUGAAUGAAGUAUUCGAGAAUGCCAUACGUUCGGCGUUGAUUGCGCGCCGACAGCAACGUUUCUGGAUGACGAAUUUGAAGAAAGUGCAAAAACCGUUGCUGCAGGCACCAUUCCGACCGCCCAAACCGCCACCACCAGAAGUCACCGUAGUGGUGGGCAAUUACAGACAAGACAUGUACAACAUGUUAAUUUCACAAACCCACACGGAUCUCAUACUGGUGGUGGGUGCGAGUAAAUUUCCGGUGCAUCGGUUUAUGCUCGCUGCUGCGUCGAACGUCUUUUAUCGGCUACUGAAUACAGAGCUAACCGAUAUGGGUGGUAGAAGUAGUAGUGAAUCCAGUAUGGUGAGUUCCACAUUUGGUGAGGCGACCACAGCGGACUUUAACGACGACACUGAGUGUCUUAUAAGGCAUGAAUCGCGUACACAAAGAAUGUGGGAGCAGCUGAAACGGCGUUCCAGCUAUCAGGCCUUACCGCUAAUCGAAACCAAAAAGCCCAGUGAUCUCUAUAAGGACCUGCAUCAUCCUAUAUUCCAAAAUAUACGCUUAGUGCAGAUGGAAAAUACGCGUGGCAUCAACGUAACACAAACAAUUGUCACACUGACAAAACUCAUAACGCCACAAGCGUUGCAACAGUGUCUGCAAUUUAUUUAUACCGGCACAAUUGAAAGAGAAUUUCACAAUUUGCAGGAAGUUAAACAAGCUGCUGAUUUCUUAGAACUGCCUCAAUUGACUGUAUUACUUUCCAAGCCACAAACACUUUUAGCCAGUCUAAAUGAUGAACCAAAUCAACAUUUUUGUCUUAGCAUUAAAGAGAAUAUGGAGAAGCAUUGUAUUGGCGAUGGCUGUUUCAGUGAUGUCACCUUUGAGCUGGAUGAUGGACAGAUGAAGGCACAUCGCGCUAUAUUGGUUGCACGCUGUGAUGUUAUGCGCGCCAUGUUGGCCGGCGACUUUCGUGAGGCGCACUCGAGUGUGAUCGUCUUUCCCGGCGUCACGAUUUACACAUUUCAUAAGUUACUCUGUUAUUUAUACACAGAUGAAAUACCUCCAAUAUCCGCAGAUAAAUGUUUGAAUCUUUUGGAGUUGGCAAAUCGUUUGUGUUUGCCAAGAUUAUUGAAUUUGGUUGAGUGUCGUGUGAUUGAAGACUUAACGAUGAUAUCGCAAAAUGAAACGAAUGAAACGGUCGAUCAUUGUCUCAAGCUGCUGGAGCCAGUGAAGCUGCACAAUGCCCAUCAACUGGCCGAAUGGUGUAUGUCUUACCUGUGCGUCAAUUACAAUAUAAUUUGUAAAUACUCACUCAAAGGCCUCAAAGCACUGCAUCAGGAUAAUCAAGAGUAUUUACGUGAGCACCGUUGGCCGCCAGUGUGGUAUUUAAAGGAUUACGAUUACUAUCAACGCUGCAUAAAUGAGAUGAAUAAAGAAUUAAAGAAUUCACGUCGCGAUUCGCGUAGUGAUGACGAAGGUUGUCUCUGUUUCACGGGCGUGUUCUCUUGGCUAUUAGGCAGCAGCAAUGGGGGCAAAUCGAAGCGUGGCAACGAUCCCAAUGGCAAUGGUGCCGGCACCGCUGAGCAUAGCACAACCGAUAAUCAAAUCUUCAAUAGCACAGCGAAUUCGAUGAAUCACAUUGACUUGGAGGCGGCCGAGGUGGACUUGAAUCUCUGACAUCCAGCCAUCGGGCACAGAAGAUCACUGCGUUUCAUUGUGAUUCUGCCCGUGCUGAUUUGUUUCAUUUGUACAAUUUUAAGUAUUCUAAUACUAUUUCAAAUUUACACAUAACAAUACCAAAAUUGUUGUAAGCGUAAUGCAAUUAAUGCUGAAAGUAUUUUUUCUAUUAAAUUGUUAAAAGUAAUCUAAUUACAAUCACAAUUAUAAAUUUAAGCUGGAACAAUAUGGCCAUCCGCAAUCGGUUAUAUAUACUGUGCAUAGGUUAGUUUUAAGUUAUGAAGUAAAUGCUGUGAAGCAUCCAAUGAUGUUUUCAAACAUUUGUGAGAGUCAUGCGAGCAUGUUUGGAUUUGGUAAUAUAUUUCGGUAUGUAAAGCUUGACAGUUUUGACAUUUUUGUAACGGAUGUUGCGCAUUUUGAAGUGUGGACUUGUUGUAAUUUGAGCUGUCAUCUUGCUUUUCUUAAGAAAAGAUGUCUAAAAAUACAAAGCAGUUACAUUUUUUGAA
Bactrocera tryoni is the source of this 3245-nucleotide messenger RNA. RefSeq names its product rho-related BTB domain-containing protein 1 (gene RhoBTB). Gene Ontology annotation, biological process: small GTPase-mediated signal transduction. The transcript is spliced from 12 exons. Gene Ontology annotation, molecular function: GTP binding; GTPase activity; protein binding. The record is from RefSeq and is a predicted model, not a curated record. NCBI's taxonomy places the organism in Eukaryota, Metazoa, Arthropoda, Insecta, Diptera, Tephritidae. Bases 493 to 2739 code for a protein of 748 amino acids.